AUGUCAAAAGCCUUCGACAAAGUUAACCAUGAAACCCUACUCAAUAAGCUAAACAACUGUUGCUUCAAGACCUACUUGUUAGACCGUAGGCAACGCGUUACUGUGCUAGGCGCCACCUCCUCUGAAAAACUUGUACCGUCAGGAGUACCACAGGGUUCAAUAUUAGCCCCUAUACUUUUUCUCCUCUACGUGAACGACCUUCCAGAUGCCAUUAAGAACUCCAAGGUUUCAUCUUUCGCAGAUGACACUAAGGUAUUUAAGUGCAUUGACUCCAUCUCGGAUGAAAGCUUGCUUCAGAGUGAUCUGAAUAGUCUGGGCAAUUGGUUAACUAAUUCCGGACUUAUCAAUUUAAUCAAGACAAGUGCAAGCUUCAGCAAAUUACCAGGAAAAAGAACCCGAUCGACUUCGAAUUCCCCCACGAGAUAA
This is a messenger RNA of Paramuricea clavata, 426 nucleotides long. The record is from the annotation of a GenBank genome assembly. NCBI's taxonomy places the organism in Eukaryota, Metazoa, Cnidaria, Anthozoa, Malacalcyonacea, Plexauridae.